UAGAGCUAUAUCUGUUUAACUGGAUGAGCGCAUAUAAAAGGACUACCGAUUGUCUACCCUCUUUCAGUGUUGUUUAUGUGCUCAUGUUUUGUAGGGCACUCUUCUUGUUAUGGAUCAGAUAGGAUACAAUGUUGGUCGCACACCAUUCACAGACAUCUCAAACACCAUCAUUACAGGUAAUCAAAAUGAAUCGAACUCGCUUGGACCAAUUGUCGAUGCUAAGGAACGUAAGAGGCAAAGGGAUAGGGAAAGAUAUGCUGCGAUGACUGUUGAAGAAAAGAAUGAGAAAAAUAGGAAGCGUCGUGAAGCACGUCAACGAAAUAAAGGACUAUCGAUAGAGCCACUAUCAUCUAGAGACGUUAAUACGGACCAGGCAUGUGAGGUGGUUAGCUUUCCAGAUGACUGUAGCACCAUUGAUUUCACACAUUUGUCAACACAAGAUAUUGCAGGUGGAGACGAACAAGUAAAUCUGGAUGCAUGUGAUGAUAGCGAUUGGUUGCAUAGGAAUGAGACAUUCCAGGCAAACAACAUUGUCACAAGUAAAGACCUUUUGACACCAGGUUGUGUGCAUGAAACUGUUGAUAACAUACCUAAGCAUACUAUGAAAAGGGCCGCCUACUUUAGUGAGCGGUACAAAAACAUGACUCCCGUCGAGAGGGAGUCUAGACGUGUACGCCUUAGGUUGUAUAAUAAGACACCAAGACGGAAAGAUGCUAACAAAGAGUGCAGCAGAAAACGUAGAGCACUGCAGGGUGACACUUUGAAUCAGGAGUCCAUCGCCAUGGAGGACCCAUUAUAUACCCCUGAGGUUGUACGUCCUACAACAUAUGGAAUUGAACCAUAUGGAUCCUCAGUUACCACUUGUGACUAG
Messenger RNA from Zea mays, 871 nucleotides. RefSeq lists its product as uncharacterized. NCBI's taxonomy places the organism in Eukaryota, Viridiplantae, Streptophyta, Magnoliopsida, Poales, Poaceae. The coding region runs from base 110 to 871 and encodes 253 amino acids. The record is from RefSeq and is a predicted model, not a curated record. The transcript is spliced from 5 exons.